This is a messenger RNA of Cyanistes caeruleus (blue tit), 2894 nucleotides long. It is a transcript of the gene NEK4, whose product is annotated as NIMA related kinase 4. Lineage: Eukaryota; Metazoa; Chordata; Aves; Passeriformes; Paridae. Gene Ontology annotation, molecular function: ATP binding; protein kinase activity. The record is from RefSeq and is a predicted model, not a curated record. Gene Ontology annotation, biological process: protein phosphorylation.
UUCCGUUCUCUUCCCUUGUCUAUAAGAACUUGAGUUAAAGGUGUAGAGACGACUCUUCCCGGGAAGGUUUUGCUUGCAUCAGAGUAGAAGUGCAAGUAUUUUUGUUGGAAAACUGAAAUAAUCUGUCUAGUCUGGCCAAAGCAGAGGUGUUCGAUAGGAAAUGUGAGAAGGCAAAGAAUGGGGAUGGAGAACAUCCAGAGAGCAGUGCCACAGGAACCUCCCGGUAUGUCAUCAAAAAGUUAAACCUUAGAAGUGCUUCCAGCUGUGAGAGGAGAGCAGCAGAGCAAGAGGCACAGCUUCUGUCCCAGCUGAGACACCCCAACAUUGUCACCUACAGAGAGUCCUGGCAGGGGGAUGAUGGCCACCUCUACAUUGUGAUGGGCUUCUGCGAGGGAGGAGACCUCUACCACAAACUCAAGGAACAGAAGGGAAAACUCUUGCCUGAGAAUCAGGUGGUGGAGUGGUUUGUCCAGAUUGCCAUGGCACUGCAGUAUUUACAUGAAAAGCACAUUCUGCACAGAGAUCUUAAAACUCAGAAUAUUUUCCUGACACGAACAAAUAUAAUCAAAGUGGGAGACCUGGGAAUAGCCAGAGUGUUGGAAAACCAAUAUGACAUGGCCAACACACUCAUAGGCACCCCAUACUACAUGAGCCCUGAACUCUUCUCUAACAAACCCUACAACUACAAGUCUGAUGUUUGGGCCUUGGGCUGCUGUGUUUAUGAAAUGGCAACACUGAAACACGCCUUCAGUGCUAAGGACAUGAAUUCCUUGGCUUACCGAAUUAUUGAAGGGAAGCUGCCACCCAUGCCAAAGGAUUACAGCCCACAGCUGGUAGAAAUAAUACAAACUAUGCUCAAUAAAAAACCUGAGGAAAGACCUAGUGUGAAAAGCAUCCUGAGACAGCCAUAUAUUAAACAACAGAUUUCUUUGUUUCUGGAAGCCACAAAGGCGAAAGCUGCUAGAAAUCAUAAGAAAACAGUGAAUUCUAAGCCUAAAGACCCUUGUUCUGUCGUCUCAGCAAAGAAUGUAUCUCAGAGCAGGAAUGUUACACACCAAAACCACUCCUCUGAGCAAGCUAGAAAAUACAAAGUUGAUGUAGAAGAUUGCGUCACCAAAUGUAAAGCCACCAAAUUUUGUCCCUCAGAGAAACCAGCUGUUGAGUUGGAAAGAAAACCAAGCAAAAGCAAUCUGACCAGCUUGGGAGACUCCAUAGCUACCGUCAGUGGAGUGAACAUUGAUGUCUCCAUGUCAGAGAGGAUGAAGUGUGGAAGGGAGAAGCGUGGCAGUGAGAGUAUUCCAGAGAAGAAUAAAGCAAAGCAUUUACAUGUUCCAGGCCAUUCUAAAAUAACAUCUAAUAACCCACCAAUUAAGGAAGAUGGACAACAGCAAAGAGCAAAACAGGCUUUUAAAGCUGAAAGUAUUGAGUCUCAGCCAUCUUCUGUUGAUUCUGUAGAAGAUGAUGAUGACACUUUGAAACUACUGCAGCCUGUAUCAAAAGACCAAAAGCAAACUGAGCUGAGCUUGGAUUCUACUGAAAAGCUGCUUGCACCCUUUGUUCCCGCUGUAAUUCAAGAUGAUGUCAGUCAUGGAGCUUCAGGAGAUGUUCAGGGAAAAAUGACCUUCCACAUACAGCCUCACAGCUCUGUCAAUGAACCCUCUCUCUCACAGCAGCAGCAGCAGCAGAAGAGAGAGCUUGCUGAAGGCUGCUCAGAGAAGUUCAGAGCAGUUUCUCCUCGACCUCUACCUGUUCCUUCUGAUGUGACCGCAAAGACAGCCCAGAGGGUUGCAGAGCCCUCUGAGCCUACAGAUAGUGCCAAACCCAUCCAAGCAGCCAUUCCAAAGGAGCGGCCCUUGUCAGCAAGAGAACGGAGGAGGCUGAAACAGUCUCGGGAGAUGCUUCCCUCUGUGGUUCCAGCGAGACAGGCAUUAAAUGGUGCAGUAGUUGAAGCGAAGUCACUUGUGGAAAAUUGUGUUAAAGUUCCCCAGUCCUCAUCAGAUCCCAGUAUUUCUCAGAGAAAGAGAGAAGCCCAUUGCCUGUCUGAUGACGAGCUAAGCUCUUCCACAAGCUCUACAGACAAGUCUGAUGGUGAUUCCAAGGAGAAGAAAAGCAGUGUGAAUGAAAUGAAUGACUUAGUGCAGCUGAUGACAUGGACACUGAAAAUGGACUCCAAGGAGAACUCUGAGUGCUGUGUAACCUCAACCCCAGUCCCAGAGUUUAAACUUCAUAGAAAAUAUCGAGACACUUUGAUUUUGCAUGGAAAAUCACCUGAUGAAUCAGAGGAAUUAAAAAUGGAAGAGAUUCCUUCAGAUAUGUUAUUGGUCCCUUACAAGAUUAGGAGAAUGGUUGAAAUCCUGAGAUCUGAUGUGGUGCAAGGAUUGGGAGUGAAACUUCUUGAGAAGGUGUACAGAAUCAUGGAAGAAGAUGACGAAGCAAAAAGAGAGCUGCAGUUGCGGGAGCACAUGGGAGACAAGUACAUAAGUUACAGUGCGAAGGCUCGGCACCUGAAAUUCCUUGAGGAAAAUGUGAAGCUCUGACCAGAAUCUUUUUCUUGGAGAAAAGAACUGUUUUCUAGCUCCUUUGAUAGACUGGAUCAGCUUACAAAGCACAUUUAUCCAUUGAUCUCCUUUGCUGGAAUAAGGAGGUGAACUUGCAGAAAAUGUUACAGUUUGUAGUAAUAUUUUUCAUGUUAAAAUGUGAACCAGGCUAACAGUUUCUCAGAAGAGAAGCUGUUUAGUUUAGUUUUUAGUCCCUUAAAAAGUUGCUUUUCAUAGAUGCAAAUAGGGCUGGAUACCAAGUUUUGUAUACUAAGGAGUGUCAAAAAAAAUUAUGUUCUGGUUUGAAUUUGUGAUAGCAAAAAAAGGUUUUUGGUGUGGGGUCUCAUACUAAGUACA